Anastrepha obliqua is the source of this 2634-nucleotide messenger RNA. RefSeq lists its product as uncharacterized. NCBI's taxonomy places the organism in Eukaryota, Metazoa, Arthropoda, Insecta, Diptera, Tephritidae. Gene Ontology annotation, cellular component: nucleus. Gene Ontology annotation, biological process: regulation of transcription by RNA polymerase II. The coding region runs from base 123 to 2441 and encodes 772 amino acids. The transcript has 6 exons. Gene Ontology annotation, molecular function: DNA-binding transcription factor activity, RNA polymerase II-specific; RNA polymerase II transcription regulatory region sequence-specific DNA binding. The record is from RefSeq and is a predicted model, not a curated record.
CAAAAAGUUGUUUCCUCAGGCCGGAUAAAAUUUCGUAAACUAUUUAUCGCUUUUAUAUAAGAAAAAACAAAACAACCCUUUGUAUAUAAAGUGGAGUUACGUUAUAUGAAUCAACAUAAACAAUGAGCAAUGCUUCUAUCUUGGCUGAGCUUAAACCAUGUGGCUAUAUUUUGGCCACAAGUCAAUACAAAUAUUUUGCAUUAAAAUGCCUUUAUUGUGAUAAAAAGUAUGGAUAUUGGGCAACAUUUCUACAACAUUUGAAGGAGCUUCAUAUGGAAAUUGCGGAUGAAACACAGUGGCUUUUUGAAUCCACUGAGGAAGUAUUGGAAUCGGAGAUGGAAAAUAACGCGAUGGGAAGUGAGGAAUGUACUACAAGAUGUGUAAACGCAGGUGCAGUAACCAACGCUCAUUGCGAUUCUUCAAAUGUAUGUGAAUUGUAUGAGAGUGUUCAUGAAACGGAAGAUCAAAAUGAAAACAUGUUCAAUGAAAAUAAUAUUGAAGCAGACACCCCCCAACUAGUGAAUAUAAUUAACAUGAAGCUGGCAGAACCGGAAGUGGUAGAUUAUCCGCUGAAGGAUUUAAAUAGUAGGAACGAAAAUGAAUAUGAUUUAUGCCCAGAAUCUGAAAUACUUGAGCUUGAUAUUGAUUUAAAAAUUGAAGACGUUGUCACACUACAAUUUAUUAAAAUAUACAAAAACUUCCCAUCAUUAUGGCCCAUUCAACAUAUUACUUCUAAUGCAAAAAGUAUGCAAUGUUCUGUAAAAGUAGAAAUGCUAAGAUCGUUAGCUGAGCAUAAUAUACUUAUUUGUAUGCGUACUUUAGAAGAAUCACUAUCGCAACUACACCAUCAAUAUUGCGACAUAGACAGAAGGUUAGAAGAAGGGAUAGAAAUUUCAGAUGUUGAAGAAAAAUAUUUUUUAGAAUGUUCAUUUAUGAAGCCAUGCAAUACACCUCAACUUGAACAAAGUUGCCUAACGCGUGAGACCGAGAACGAAGAUUAUUUCAGUGACCAGAGUGAAAAUGAUAAGUCUUUAAGUGAAAUUUUCAACGUCGAUAGCUCACAAAGUGGAUUUGACUUAUCGGAUGGGGAAACAAAUGCGCCGCAAGAGAAUCACAAACAAUCACUUUUAAAAUUUUCGGCGCAAAAUAAAGUUACUUGUGAUUUUAUAAAAUGCUUUCGAGAUCAACCUUGUUUAUGGAAUCCACAAUACCCCGCUUAUAAUGACGUAAAAGAGCGUGCUCUAGCAAUCAAUAAAAUAAAGGAAUUCUUUUCGGAAAACUAUGAUCUAUAUCUUACGGAAGGAAAAAUUAACAGUGAAAUAAAACGUUUAUACAUAUUUUAUAAAAGAUGCCUUUAUACGCGUCGCACUUUAAAUGCCACUCGAAAAUAUUAUUAUGAACUUUGCGAAUUUUUGGCGAAUGCAGAAUUAGAUACUAUGAACUCAAUACAUAGUAACUCUCAUCGGAAAAUAUCGUUUUCAGUAAUUGAUGAGUUUACACUUGGCUUCAUUGACUUCUACGCCAUGCAUCCUGUAUUGUGGGAUAAAAGUCAUUCCAAUUAUUCAGUGUUAAGUACACGGAGAGAAGCUUAUGAAGAAAUCGCAACGAAUUUACGCCAAAUAUACAAUGUUGAAUUCAGCAAUGAAGAGCUUUACUAUGCCAUAUCUCGACUGAAGCAUCAUUUUUAUAAUUUGCAACGCAAGAGUUUCUUAAAUGAACCACUUAAAAAAGAGGAGCAGGACUUCUUAGAACGUUGUAGUUUUCUGCCAACGCCCAAUAACAAUUUAAAAUGCCAAAUUUGCGACCGAAUAUUACGUAGCCAUUCUACCUUAAAAACACAUCUGCUAAAAGUGCAUAAUAUUGGUGAACUACCACACAAGUGCUCUUAUUGUGAACAACGUUUUGCACAGCGGAAUUUAAAAAGAGAGCACGAAGUACGCGCUCAUACAAAAGAGUUCGAGUGGUUUUGUCCCUUUUGUGCGAAAGGAUUUGCCAAUCGUCGUGACAUGGAAAUACACCAGAUGGUACAUACUGGUGAACGAAAAAACAUUUGCGAACAUUGUGGCAAGGGUUUCCGACUCAAACACCAAAUGACAGAGCAUGUGAAGAUUAUGCAUGAGCGUUUACGACGAUUCAAGUGUACCAUGUGCCCUAAGGAUUUUUUGCGAAAGCGUGUACUAGACGAUCAUAUGCGUGCACAUUUAAAUAUACGGGAUAAAAUUUGUAACAUUUGCGGCAAAGGCUUUACGAAUAUACACGGACUUUUUCGACAUAAGCAACUACAUUCAGAUGUUAAACGUUAUGAGUGUAAAGAUUGUGGUGAACGUUUUCGUCGACUUUCCGGAUUAUGCGCGCAUAAAAAGCGGAAGCAUCAAACAGUUAAGCAACGAGAAAAUUCUGUAAAUAUGUUUAUGGAGGGGGAAGAAGAUGUAACGAAUUAAACGCGUAGCAUUCGCGUAUCGCCAGUCAAAGUAAUAUAAAUAUACCUCAAUGACUCCAGAAUAAAAUCCUUCGAGAUAUUCUCAACUCACCUUGGUUCGUUCGCUAUAAGGAUAUUAAUCGUGACCUCAAGCCCACUCCCUUCGGCUUCAAGGCACGUAAAUGAGUAAGCUAGAAAACUCUUCAACGCCUCAG